Molecule: messenger RNA, 1270 nt
Organism: Geodia barretti
Lineage: Eukaryota; Metazoa; Porifera; Demospongiae; Tetractinellida; Geodiidae
Source: the annotation of a GenBank genome assembly
AUGGCUACGCCAAUGGAAAGACUGAACAUCGUGCGACAGCAGCCAGGAAACGGUGUAUGCGCCGAGUGUCGAGAUAACAAUCCCGAGUGGUGCUGCCUCAACAGAGGCGUGUUCCUGUGCAUAACGUGUGCCGGGAUCCAUCGCCGGCUCCACAGUUCCAUCGUACGCUCCUGUCGCCUGGACUCGUGGAAACAUCACAUGGUGGACUCAAUAGCCACUAAAGGAAACUUGAAAGCAAAGGCGAUGUGGGAGGCAAACGUCCCUGCGUGCUGGUUGCCACCUUCUCCAAACAGCAGAUAUGUUGUGAAAGAGCAGUGGAUCAUGGCGAAAUACGACCGAGAGCAGUUCCUAGCAACAGCAGGAGCCAGCAGAAAGCCAUAUAUGUCAGGUGUCAAACAAGGCAUACUGUACAAGAGGAUGAAGCAGUCGGAAGUGUGGAAUGGGAGAUGGUUUGUACUGGCAGACAGACAGCUCUCCUACUUCAAAUCCUACCAUGACAGAACGGCCAAGACUGUUAUUUCUCUACUGCACAUGAACGUUACACUGAACGGACCUGGACUGGAGAGUCACCCCAACUCCAUGCUCAUCGCCUUCUGGGACGAAAAGAUCAAGAAGACCAGACACAUUUUUGUCUACGCUGAAGUCGGAAAGGAUAUAAUGGACUGGUUCUGUACCAUCAGAUGUGCCAAGAUCAGUUUAAUGAGAGAGAUGAUUCCAGAACUAACAGUCGAAGAGGCUGCACAGAGAGCAACUUGGGAGUUUUCCAUCUGGGGCAAUCUCUGCAAGACGCCUCCCACACAAAAGAAAUUUCAGAAGAGGUUCUUUGUUCUGGACAAAAACUCUCUCAGAUACUAUCAGUCACCAUAUGAUCCAUAUCCGCUGGGGGAGAUUUAUCUGGGGCCCUCCGUGAGAGGAUUUUGGGUGGACGAACAUGUCCCGGACAAACUCCAGCACUACACAAACGCCUUUAUGCUACACACUCCCUCUCGCUCCAACGGGGGGUUUCCCCUUCUCGCGGAGGACUCGGGGUCGAAAAUGGCGUGGAUCACGGCACUCCAGGACACUGUCAGAAACAGUAAGAGGCCAGCGGCAAAGACAGAGGCGACCCCUGCACCCCCUACCCCUCCUUUUGACACCCACAGUUACGAAGAAGAGGAUACUACAUUCACACCAAAUGUCACCACCGUUUACUAGAUACAUAUACAGAAUGCUUCUUUAUGUUGCUAUAUGAGAUUCACUUCGCAUUUGUCAUUUGUGUCUGGAUGUGUUG